This is a messenger RNA of Fonticula alba, 2240 nucleotides long. RefSeq lists its product as hypothetical. The transcript is spliced from 3 exons. NCBI's taxonomy places the organism in Eukaryota, Rotosphaerida, Fonticulaceae. Gene Ontology annotation, biological process: base-excision repair; mismatch repair. The record is from RefSeq and is a predicted model, not a curated record. The coding region runs from base 123 to 2207 and encodes 694 amino acids. Gene Ontology annotation, molecular function: oxidized purine DNA binding; 8-oxo-7,8-dihydroguanine DNA N-glycosylase activity; 4 iron, 4 sulfur cluster binding. Gene Ontology annotation, cellular component: nucleus.
UGUGUGUGUGUGUGUGUGUCUCUGUGUGAGCCUCCUGCUGCCUAGUCCGACUCCUCUUCCUUUGCCUCCCAUCGCUCCCCCCUCUCCUUCGCUGUCCUCCUUCCCCGCUCCCGGUGUUUCCGAUGUCAAGUGAACUUCGGCGGAGCACCCGGGUCCGCACGGCCUCCACAUCGCGAUUCGUGGGCCAAUACAUGGACGCCGAGCUCAGUGAUCCACUUAGCGAUCCGAGCAUCAGGCAGAGCACCGCCUCUGACUCGGAUUCCGAUCCUUGUUCCUCUGCUUCCUCCCCGUUCGCAUCCUCCUCCGAUGAAGAUGGGGAUGAGCUACAGGAGGAAGAACCAAAGGAGAGGAAGCCCGUCAAGCGGCGCACAGCAAGCACCGCUGUCAGCCGCACGGCCGUCUCGAAGCGCGCUCGAACGACGUCGUCGCCCGCUGUGGAGGCAACUCCUGCUGGCGACUUGCCGGACCUAGACCCGCAUUCGGUUGCUCGGCACCGCUUUUCGUCGGCCAGCGAUCCAAAUGGGCAGCAACAUGUGACGGCCAUCCGCCAGGCGCUGCUCGACUGGUAUCGCGCUUGCCGGCGGCCGCUCCCCUGGCGCGACGUGGCUGACGAUGUGACCAUUCCCCUCGAGCAGCGUGCCUACACGGUCUGGGUGAGCGAGAUCAUGUGCCAGCAAACCCAAGUGGCCACAGUGCUUCCAUACUUUGCACGCUGGAUGGAGAAAUGGCCAACGGUGGAGGAUUUGGCUCGGGCCACCGAGGAGGAGGUGGCCGCCGCUUGGGCCGGACUUGGCUAUUACGGCCGAUCGCGGCGCCUUCUUGAGGGUGCCCAGAAAGUGGCUGCCACCCCGCACCCCGUUUCUUGCAUCGAGUGUGACCACAUGCCGAUCAAACCGGAGGAUCCCUCCGCCAAGACGCAUCGUUGCUCACGCAUUCCAGCCUGGUCGCCGAGUGAGCUGGCGCGCUUUCUCCCGGGAGUUGGGCCCUACACAGCCGGAGCAAUUGCCUCGAUUGCCGGGCACCAGCCGUGUGCUUUGGUGGAUGGGAAUGUCACGCGUGUGCUCAUCCGACUGAUGCGUGUCCGUGCGCCGGCCAAAAAUUGCCCACCCGCUGACCGGUGGGCCUGGCGCACGGCGCGCACCCUCGCCCGGGGCCAUGAAGUGCCCGACACGGUGGAUGCCUUGCCUGAUGGUGGGAUCGGCGAUGGGGGCUGGCUUCCGGACCCGGAGGAUCUGCGUGCCACCAAUCGUCCCGGCGAUCUUAACCAGGCGCUGAUGGAGCUCGGAGCCAUGGUUUGCACGCCUGUCUCGCCACAGUGUGGCAUCUGUCCAUUGCGCAGUCUCUGUCGGUCAAAUGAGCUCAGCACCUCCGGCCGGAUGGCGCCCACGGCCCGGCCGGCCCUUUCACUGAAGCUCGAGGAGGAUGAGCACAUCCAAUCCCCGGGACCGAUGUGUGAUUUGUGUCAGCCGCGAGUCCGAUGGGCGGACUUUGCGGAGCCGAGCCACUUCCCAGCCCCUCCGGCCGCUCGCGCCGCCGCUCCGGUUCAGGCCUUCCUCUUGUGCAUCGUUUCCCGCACAUCGACCGCGCUUGGGCAGGAGGAAUUUUUCCUCACCCGACGCCCGACGCGUGGUCUGCUGGCUGGUCUCUGGGAAUUCCCGUCCUUUGAUGUGCAAUUGGGGUUCGAAGAGUUGGAUGCCCUGCCGGCCGAGGAGGCGGCCGCCCGGGCUGCCAGCUUGCUGGACAUCGCCCCGAAGAAGUGGGCCUAUGGCCCGGGCCCGGCCAGCGGGGAUACCACGCGCAUCUUGGACUGCGGGUCCUUUCAGCAUGUUUUUUCCCACCGGCGCCACGGCUACCGUGUCAUGGCGAUUGCCCUGUCCCGAGAGUAUGGCCAGGGUGGGCGCACGCUGCCAGACACGGCCGACGGUCGCGGAGGCGCCGGUGCCGGUGACACUUUUGCCCAAGGCCCACCACGUCCAGCAGCUUGGGCCAGUGCGGAUGCCAUCCUCAAGAAGGGAUCUUGCGGCGGGGUAGCGGGAAACACCGUCGAGGCUGAGCGCUUGGCGAUUGGAACAUCCAAUCGCAAGGCCUUUGCCCUGCUUCAAGCGGCGUCUGCGUCCACUGUCGCAGGUGGCGCAAAAAAGCGCCCAUCUAAGAUGGCGAUCCCAGAGGGUCAGAGCUUGAUGCUAGCCUUCCUCGGCUCCAAAUAGCCAUCGAAUAGUGACGCGAACAUGUGUGCUACA